AUCAUGUAUUUUUUCUUCUAUUCCAUUCCAGCAUGUGACAUGAACGUACACAAACGAUGUCAGAAGUCAGUGCCAAAUUUAUGUGGGGCGGAUCACACAGAGAGACGAGGUCGUAUCAGGCUCAAAGCAGAGGUCACCGAAAACAAACUAAAAGUCACAGUUGAGGAAGCCAAGAACCUAAUUCCAAUGGACCCCAACGGUCUGUCAGAUCCCUUUGUGAAGCUCAAACUCAUUCCCGAUCAGAAGAAUCAGACUAAGAAGAAGACCAAGACCAUCAAGGGAAAUCUAAACCCAACCUGGGGAGAAUCUUUUGAGUUUACCAUGGAAGAGUCGGACAGGAACCGCAGGCUUCUCGUUGAGGUCUGGGACUGGGACCGCGCCACCCGCAACGACUUCAUGGGUGCCCUCUCCUUUGGUAUCUCGGAGCUGAUGAAGUCCGGCGUCGACGGCUGGUACAAGCUCCUCGGCCAGGAGGAAGGUGAAUACUACAAUGUGCCGGCGAUCGCUGAGACGGAAUCCAUCGAGGAACUCACCUCUACUAUAAAGGUAGGUCCAUGCUUUGGUUAUACUUGAUACUUGAUGAGGUAA
Molecule: messenger RNA, 588 nt
Organism: Strongylocentrotus purpuratus (purple sea urchin)
Lineage: Eukaryota; Metazoa; Echinodermata; Echinoidea; Camarodonta; Strongylocentrotidae
Product: protein kinase C
Exons: 3
Coding region: 4-573 (189 amino acids)
Source: RefSeq, a predicted model, not a curated record